Molecule: messenger RNA, 1568 nt
Organism: Fusarium oxysporum Fo47
Lineage: Eukaryota; Fungi; Ascomycota; Sordariomycetes; Hypocreales; Nectriaceae
Product: alcohol acetyltransferase-domain-containing protein
Exons: 2
Coding region: 81-1568 (495 amino acids)
Molecular function (GO): N-acetyltransferase activity
Source: RefSeq, a predicted model, not a curated record
UGGCAUUGCCGGUAUAAAGCAUCGUGCUAAGCAUGUUUUUCAGGCGUAAAUAGCCUGCAAAUCAACAACAGCAAACAAAAAUGUCAUCAAGUCCAAAGCCAAAGUCUUUCAUUCGGCGUCUCGGUCAGAUCGAGCUGUGCGAAUCAGCGCUGCAUAGCCUCGACUACUACUGCAGUACAGUCCUCACAUGCCGCUACAAGCUCCCGCCGUCCCUCCGUGGCUUCAAGAGGCAAGACAUAGUCUUCCGACGCUUCGACCAAGCCAUUGCCCAAACAGUGCUUCGAUUUCCACUCCUACAAGUCGGUCUAGUUGGCGAGAGUACGAAAAAGCCCGCUUGGGUGUCACUCCCGUCGCUUGAUCUCGCAGACCAUGUAUCUUGGGAUAUCCGGCCGAAUUCGAGUGAUUAUGAAAGGGCGCUUGAAGCGAAUCUGGAGUAUCAGCUCGACACCAAGUUUGAGAAUCUUGAGACGAGGCCGGGGUGGAGAAUAUGUCUAAUGCGAACGAAGACAGACAAUUUUGUUGAUGUGAUGUAUAUCUGGAACCAUGCCAACCACGAUGGUAUGGGCGCCAAGAUCUUUCAGCAAACACUACUUCAGAGCCUCAACAACCCAGUUGCCUCAUCACUUCUUCGAAGCGGAUCUCGAGUCCUGACGACCUCUAUACGCAAGGAUAGCUUUCCCCAACCACAGGAGAAGCUGGCCAAGCAUAACUUAAGCUUGGGGUAUGCUUGUUCAGAGAUUUGGCAUGGUCUUUGUCCAUCUUGCUUCCACUCAGCAGAGUCAAAAGCUCGGUGGGCGCCUAUCCAGGCUGAUCCUUACAUCACGCGCUUCAAGGCCAUUGACAUUGACGCUAUUACCUUGAAGAAACUUCUGAGCCAAUGCCGAGAGAACGAUACUACACUUACUGGACUUAUCCACGGAAUCGUCCUAGCCUGUCUGUCCGUUGACAUCAAUGAGGGUAACACCGAUGCCUUUCAAGUCGCAACGGCCAUGGACCAUCGAAGAUUCUUGCGCAAAGAGCUUCGACCGUCAAAUUACGCAUCUCUUGACAUCGACAACAGUAUUCAGAACUGCACUGCAUCACACUGCCAUACAUUCGACCACGAAAUCGUCAGCGACAUCAGAGCCCAAGCCCGCAUCAACAACUGGCCCGCCCAACCCAUCGGCGACCUAGAGCCCACGAUCUGGAAAGCAGCACAGCAAAUCCGCAGAGAUAUCGAAAAGCGCCUCGACACUGGUGUGAACGAUAACGUAGUCGGCUUAAUGAAGGUGGUGUCUGACUGGCAUGACUACUUCAAGUCACUGGAGAAGAGACCUCGUGACCUAUCGUGGGAGGUUACGAAUCUUGGUGUUAUUGAUGGUGAGACCGAGGAUGGUUUUGCGGUGGGGAGGGCGGGAUUUACGCUGAGUGGAAAUGUUGUUGGGCCGGCGAUUCAGAUAAGUAUGGUCUCUGUGAAGGGAGGGGAUUUGUCAAUUGAGCUUUCUUGGCAGGACUUGCCGGAGAUUCAUGAUGUUGCUAAGAGGUUAGUGCAGGACUUGCGAGCUUGGUUGUUGUAUCUGGGUGCUUGA